AAUUCGAAAAAAUCCGUCGAUUAAAAUGGAAUCUUUCAAAAUUGGUUUAUGUCUAAUUAUUUCGAUAGUUAUCGUUAUAAAUGCCACCGAACAACAACCAAGACCAGAAAAUUUAACUGCGGAUCAAUGUUCAUGGUCUCCGGAUGGUAAUGAUACAUCUAGAACUGCCGUAGCAUGCCAUCUUCGAAAAUUGGAUGGUGAAUUUGGUGCAUUACCAUCGGAAGUAACAUCGAAAUUACGUAUUAAAUGUAAUGAGAUGUUAUUGUUCGAAAGUUCAAUUACAUCACGUGCAUUUCAAAAAUUGCAUCAAUUAUCCGAAUUAUUUAUCGAUAGUUGUAAAUUACUGCACAUACCAAAUGAUUCAUUCGAUGGACUACGAGAAUUAAAGAAAUUAACAGUCAACACAUAUAAUAUUGAAUGGAGUUCUAAUAAAUAUUUAGAACUUGCUACGGGCAGUUUGAUUGGCUUACGUGAACUUCAACAUUUGGAUUUAUCGUAUAAUAACAUUCGAGCAUUACCUGGAGAUGUUUUCUGUCCGUUGGAAAAUAUGCAAAUACUAAAUUUAACUCGUAAUCGAAUUCGGAAUGUUGAUCGUUUGGGGUUGGGAAACGAACCACGCACAUUUUGUGGUGGUGCUGAACUACAAGCUUUGGAUUUAUCCUUCAACGAAUUACAUGCAGUGCCAGAAGGAUCUGCACUUACUCGAUUACGCCGUUUACAACAUUUGAAUUUAAGCCACAAUAAUAUUACUGAAGUAUCCGGUGAAGCUUUAGCUGGUUUAGUUUCCUUGCGUAUUUUAGAUUUGUCAAGUAAUCGUCUAGAAACCUUACCUCAGGGUCUGUUUGCUGGAUCACGCGAAUUACGUGAAGUUCAUUUGCAAAAUAAUUCACUGUUCUCAUUGGCAAGAGGGUUAUUUCAUCGCUUAGAACAAUUGUUGGUUCUUGAUUUAUCUGGCAACCAACUAUCAUCUAGUCAUGUGGAUGCAGGAACAUUUACUGGAUUAAUACGAUUAAUUGUAUUGAAUUUAUCGCACAAUUCUUUAACACGUAUCGAUGGACGCACAUUUAAAGAUUUAUUUUUUCUACAAAUAUUAGAUUUACGUAACAAUUCUAUUGGAUUGAUUGAAGAUAAUGCAUUUUUACCACUCUACAAUUUGCACACACUAAAUUUAGCCGAAAAUCGUUUACAUACAAUUGGUCCACAUUUGUUUAACGGAUUAUUUGUACUUACAAAAUUAACGCUAAAUAACAAUUUGGUGGAACACAUUGAUACACUUGCAUUUCGAAAUUGCUCUGAUUUGAAAGAAUUGGAUUUAAGUUCUAAUGGUUUAACUGAAGUACCAGAAGCAUUAAAAGAGUUAUCAUUUUUGAAAACAUUAGAUUUGGGUGAAAAUCAAAUUAGUGAUUUUCGUAAUGGUUCCUUCAAGAAUUUACAACAAUUAACCGGGCUGCGAUUAAUCGAUAAUAAUAUUGGAAAUUUAACUCGUGGUAUGUUGUGGGACUUACCAUCUUUGCAAGUGUUAAAUUUGGCAAAGAAUAAAAUUCAAAGUAUUGAACGUGGUACAUUUGAACGAAAUACACAAAUUGAAGCAAUUCGAUUAGAUGAAAAUUUUUUAACCGAUAUCAAUGGAAUAUUUGCUACAUUGGCUAGUUUGCUUUGGUUAAAUUUAUCGGAUAAUCAUUUAGUAUGGUUUGAUUAUGCCUUUAUACCAAGUAAUUUGAAAUGGUUGGAUAUUCAUAAUAAUUUUAUUGAACAUUUGGCCAAUUAUUACAAAAUUCAAGAUGAAAUUAAUGUAACGACAUUGGAUGCUAGUCAUAAUCGAAUUACGGAAAUAUCACCAAUGUCUAUUCCAAAUAGUGUAGAAUUAUUAUUUAUUAAUAAUAAUUUUAUCAAAAAUGUCCAAGCAAAUACAUUUUUGGAUAAAGCACAUUUAGCGCGUGUAGAUAUGUAUGCAAAUGAAUUGGUACAUUUGGACUUAAAUGGAUUACGUUUGGCUCCCGUUCCAUUAAAUCGAAGUUUGCCAGAAUUUUAUAUUGGUGGUAAUCCAUUUCAUUGUGAUUGUUCCAUGGAAUGGUUACAGAUGAUUAACAAUAUGACCGGAUUAAGACAACAUCCACGUGUUAUGGAUUUAGAUAACAUCAUGUGUCGGAUGACAUAUUCCCAUGGUGGAAUCACACAUAUGCCAUUGGUUGAAGCCAAACCUUCAGAUUUUCUAUGUAAAUACGAAACUCACUGUUUUGCUUUGUGUCAUUGUUGCGAUUUUGAUGCAUGUGAUUGUGAAAUGACUUGCCCACAAAAUUGUACAUGUUAUCAUGAUCAAACAUGGAGUACGAAUGUUGUGGAUUGUUCUGGACAAAAUGUGAAUGAAAUUCCACAUCGUAUUCCAAUGGAUGCUACCGAAUUAUAUUUAGAUGGUAAUGAUUUUCGAGAAUUACAAAAUCAUGUUUUUAUUGGACGGAAAAAUAUGCGUGUUUUAUAUGUGAACAACAGUGGUAUCGAAACAAUACAAAAUCGUACUUUUAAUGGUUUAAAUAUGUUGCAAUUCUUACAUUUGGAAGAUAAUCGUAUUGCGGAACUAAAAGGAUUCGAAUUUGAACAUUUAGCACAUUUAAAAGAGUUGUACUUACAAAAUAAUUUUAUACAAUAUAUUGGUAAUAUGACUCUUGCUCCGUUACGGUCUUUGCAAAUAUUACGACUAGAUGGUAAUCGAUUAACAACUUUCCCAAUAUGGCAGCUAUCAUUAAAUACACAUUUACAAUCAAUACAAAUUGGUAAUAAUCAAUGGUCAUGUCGUUGUAAGUUCUUACAAGAGUUAACUGUGUGGGUUAGUGAUAAUCAAGCAAAAAUUAAUGAUGUCUCAGACAUUUGGUGCUAUAAUACAGACUCAAAACCACCAUAUAAACGUGAAAUUAAUUUAAAUGAUACAGCUUGUAGUGAUUUUUAUUCGGGGAAUUCGGUGAUUGAAAGUAUGUUGAUAUCCGAUUAUUUACCAAUGAUGGUAAUAUCAUUAACAUUAUUUUUAAUACUUUUAGUGUUGUUAGUCUUAAUGUUUGUGUUUCGUGAAACUGUUCGUGUAUGGUUGUAUUCGCGUUAUGGUGUACGAUUGUGUCAUUUUACCGCUCAAGGUAAUAAACAUUGUGCCGAAGAUCGCGAUAAGUUGUAUGACGGUUAUGUGUGCUAUAGCCCAAAAGACGAAGAAUUUGUUGUACGAUCAAUAGCCGCUGAAUUAGAAACUGGUAGUCCGGCUUUGCAAUUGUGUUUACAUCAUCGUGACUUACCAGCAGUUGUGCCGCAAGCAUAUCUUCAACCAGCUACAGCGGUUUUAGAAGCUGCGGAAGCCAGCCGACGUGUGUUAUUAAUUUUAUCACGCAAUUUCUUACAAACUGAGUGGUCACGUUUUGAAUUACGUCAAGCUUUACAUGAAGCGUUGAAAGGCCGAGUGUUCAAAUUAGUUGUUAUAGAAGAAACUUCACCAUUACCCGAAGCUGAAUUAGAUCCAGAAUUAAGGCCAUACUUAAAAACAGCAGCAAGGGUCCGAUGGGGUGAUAAAAGAUUUUGGGAACGAUUACGUUAUGCAAUGCCCAAUGGUCAUCAUCACCAUCAUCAUACACAUCAUCAUACGAAUUCCACACGCUCAUCAAAAUCAUCACAUCACCAUCAUAAUCAUACAAAUUAUCGUACGAAUAUCAAUAAUUAUACUAUUGAUUCAAGUGUUGGUAUUACAAAUGGUGGCCAUAUGAUGGGUACACAUCACACAACAAUGAUGUACCCAGAAAAAUUAAAACCCGCACCACAAACUCCAGCAUUACAUGCACAUAUUUCAUCGCAUCCGCUAUUUCGAGCUGCCCAAAGUUGUGAUGUAAAUACAACGAAUGCAGCACCUCCCGCGUAUACAUCAAAUAAUUCUUUACAACGUAGUAAUAAUCAUACGGCGAUGGUGGGCGAUGCACCUGUAGCCGAUCAUGAUGAAGCGAAUUAUUCAUCAGCGACAACGGCAACACCAUCGCCUAGACCACAACGACGACCCUUACAACAUCCAGUGCAACAGACAUUAUCCGGUGUAAACAAUAAUAAUAGUGAACAAAGACCUCUAAGUGAUCAUAUUUAUUCUAGUAUAGACUCAGAUUAUUCAACAUUAGAACGUGGUGGUUCUGGUAGACGUAUUCCUACAGGACAUCAUCCUCAUAGUGUUGUAAAUAGCACAAUACACAAUCCUGGUGGUCAUCCCGUGCAAGCAUAUUUAGUGUGAUAUCCCCUUAACUCCUUAAUACUGUAACAUAAUAAUAAUUAUUUAAAACAAACCCCAUGGACGCUUGUUUAAGUGCCAAAGUUCUAAAGAGAAAAAAACACGUUAAAAAAAGAAAAUAAAACCAAACAAUGUAUAAAAAAAGGUUCGUUUCUUUACUUUUUUUUUUCGAUUUUCUUUUAUUCGUUUUUUGUUUUGUUUUAUUUUUCGUUUUUUUAUUUUUAUUAUUUUUUAUUUGUUAUUUGUACAGUUAUUUAAUGAAUACGUCACUUUGUAUAAAGAAAUUAGUAGGCCCGUAGAACUAUCCGUUUUAUUUUUUUGGGUGAUUUGGGAUGAAAAUCUCAAAAAUUGCAUUUGAAUAACGAAAACAUUGUGGCACUUCUGUUUUUUUGAAACACGAACUUUAAAAAUAAAAA
Messenger RNA from Chrysoperla carnea, 4662 nucleotides. It is a transcript of the gene Toll-7, whose product is annotated as toll-like receptor 7. NCBI's taxonomy places the organism in Eukaryota, Metazoa, Arthropoda, Insecta, Neuroptera, Chrysopidae. Gene Ontology annotation, molecular function: protein binding. The transcript has a single exon. Bases 26 to 4249 code for a protein of 1407 amino acids. Gene Ontology annotation, biological process: signal transduction. The record is from RefSeq and is a predicted model, not a curated record.